Daldinia vernicosa is the source of this 1539-nucleotide messenger RNA. RefSeq lists its product as uncharacterized. NCBI's taxonomy places the organism in Eukaryota, Fungi, Ascomycota, Sordariomycetes, Xylariales, Hypoxylaceae. The record is from RefSeq and is a predicted model, not a curated record. The transcript has 3 exons. Bases 209 to 1243 code for a protein of 344 amino acids.
GGUACAUAACCUACACUCGUAAGUAAUCGCGACAAUAUCUGAUCAGCUUCAUUUUUUAUACCUAGCACGUGAGCGCAUUAAGCUUGGAUCUCUGCAAGGCGCAUACAAUUUUUUUUCUCUCUUUUCGGGGAAUUUUCUUAAAUCUUUUUUCCCCUUCUAAUAAUAGAUACAUAAUUGCAGAAUCUUCACGGUGUAAACACAAGGCAAAAUGCGUACUAGGAAACAAACUCGCGAGGAAGAAAAUGCGGCUGAGGCAAGGCAAACAGUGGUGUCUAUCACCAAGAUCGAUACUCCAACAAUCUCGCCUUCGAAGCGCGAAAUUACUCGUCCCAGCAGCACACCGUCUAAGCUGCCUCGGCCGAUUCAGUUCCCGCUCGUCACUAUUCUGAGCCUGUCGCUCGCCGCGGUGGGCUACUCGUUAACGUGGCGAUAUACCAAGGGUCCGAUAGCGCCGCACGCGAGGCUAUUGACUACUUGGGAUGAUGUCGCAAUUGUUACGGGAUGGCGAGUGUUUGAACUCGCGCUGAGUUGGUACGGUAACUACGACGGCUACGAUAUUACAGCGUUGAACCUCCUGUCCCACGGUCCUCUCCUGUAUCUCCUACAUACCUUCUACGGGGUACCUGCCGACACCCUUCUCCUAACACUCGCCAUCGAAACCCUGGCGACAUACAUCCCCUUCCGCCUUCUACGUCCGCUUUCCACGGUCCACGCCGACCCUAGCCAUGCGCCCAACGCAGACAUCGUCACGGACCGGCCCAUCGUGCUGCUCACCACACUUCUCGCAGGCGCCAUCUACAGCGUGACGCUAUUCAUCGCGUACGCGACGUACCUACCGUCAUACCUAGUCGUGUACUUCCCUAGCCUGCCGUCCAUCGCGCCCGCUCACGAAGCCACCUACGUCAGCCUGCUCCCCGUAACACUCGUUCUGGGAUUUGCAGCGCGCGCCUUCAUAUUCACGCCUGCCGAAGCGACGGCCUCAGCUAAGGACAAGCCGUUCGACCCAGUUAGCGCGAGUCUUCGCGAGACGCUGUGGUGGAAUUUCUGGGGCUGGAGCGCGCAGACCAAGGUCCUGAUCCAACGCACGGUGCUACUGAUGCUGAUUGCAGGCAUGGAUACGUUCGUCCAGACGCGCUUCACGAUUAAGGGUGUUGAGACGCCUGGUGCGGCGGCGUGGAGCAGCGUGUGGGUGAUUGCUGCAGCGAUUACCGGGCUCGCGCUUGGUGCCGUUGCCAGUGUUUAAGUCUAGGUAGCUGCCUGAGGAAAAAAGGGAAAGUAGUGUAGGAUAAAAACGGACAGUUGCGGUAGGGGCAGUAACAAGUUAAAUCAUCUCGAGGUGUUGGACGGGAGGUAGUAAGCAUAAUUUAUUAUAAAAUGGACAAAGGAAUGUAUCUAAUGGGGCGUACCGUGUCGGCGGAAUCAAAUAUGUCAUUAAGAGUUUCUGCUUUAUUAAUGUUUAUUCUGCGUUUUUCAAACGGAGGUAUCCUAUAACCAGGCUAGCCUAUGUUAUAUGUUACAUAUAUGUAACUACGUAUAUUA